Lagenorhynchus albirostris (white-beaked dolphin) is the source of this 2927-nucleotide messenger RNA. It is a transcript of the gene SLC36A1, whose product is annotated as solute carrier family 36 member 1. Gene Ontology annotation, molecular function: amino acid:proton symporter activity; L-alanine transmembrane transporter activity; L-proline transmembrane transporter activity. The coding region runs from base 112 to 1542 and encodes 476 amino acids. The transcript has 11 exons. NCBI's taxonomy places the organism in Eukaryota, Metazoa, Chordata, Mammalia, Artiodactyla, Delphinidae. Gene Ontology annotation, cellular component: vacuolar membrane. The record is from RefSeq and is a predicted model, not a curated record. Gene Ontology annotation, biological process: proton transmembrane transport; L-alanine transport; glycine transport.
GGUCAUCCAGUGAGUUAGUCGCAGCCCUGCGACUAGAAUCCAAGUCUCCUGAGCUCCAGUGGCUUUUUGCUUUUCACCACACUGCCUCCUGCAGAAAACUUGACAGUUACCAUGUCCACGCAGAGACUUCGGAACGAGGACUACCGUGACUACAGCUCCACCGACGUGAGCCCGGAGGAGAGUCCGUCCGAAGGCCUGAACAGCUUCUCUUCCCCGGGAUCCUACCAGCGGUUCGGGGAAAGCAACAGCACAACAUGGUUCCAGACCCUGAUCCACCUAUUAAAAGGCAACAUUGGCACAGGACUCCUGGGGCUGCCUCUGGCCGUGAAAAAUGCAGGCAUCUUGAUGGGUCCCCUCAGCCUGCUGGUGAUAGGCCUCGUGGCUGUGCACUGCAUGGGUAUCCUGGUGAAAUGCGCUCACCACUUCUGCCGCAGACUGAACAAGCCCUUUGUGGACUAUGGGGAUACGGUGAUGUAUGGCCUGGAAGCCACCCCCAUCUCCUGGCUCCGGAACAACGCCCACUGGGGAAGGCACACUGUGGACUUCUUCCUAAUCGUCACGCAGCUGGGAUUCUGCUGUGUCUAUUUUGUCUUUCUGGCUGACAACUUCAAACAGGUGAUAGAAGCAGCCAAUGGGACCACCACCAACUGCCACAACAACGAGACGGUGAUCCUGACGCCCACCAUGGACUCGAGACUCUACAUGCUCGCCUUCCUGCCCUUCCUGGUGCUUCUGGUGUUCGUCAGAAACCUCCGAGUCCUGUCCAUCUUCUCCCUGUUGGCCAACAUCACCAUGGUGGUCAGCCUGGUUAUGAUCUACCAGUUCAUUGUUCAGGAUAUCCCAGACCCCAAAUUCCUCCCCUUGGUGGCAUCCUGGCAGACCUACCCUCUGUUCUUUGGCACGGCCAUUUUUGCAUUUGAAGGCAUCGGGAUGGUUCUGCCCCUUGAAAACAAAAUGAAGGAUCCCCGGAAGUUCUCGCUCAUCCUCUAUGUGGGAAUGGCUAUCAUCACUGUCCUCUACAUCAGCCUGGGGUGUCUGGGGUACCUGCAAUUUGGAGCUAACAUCCAAGGGAGCAUAACCCUCAACCUGCCCAACUGUUGGCUGUACCAGUCAGUUAAGCUGCUCUAUUCCAUCGGCAUCUUCUUCACGUAUGCCCUCCAGUUCUACGUCCCGGCCGAGAUCAUCAUCCCCUUCUUCGUGGCCCGUGCACCUGAGCAUUGCGAGCUGGUGAUAGACCUAUCCGUGCGCACCAUGCUGGUCUGCCUGACGUGCGUCUUGGCCAUCCUCGUCCCUCGCCUGGACCUGGUCAUCUCCCUGGUGGGCUCCGUGAGCAGCAGUGCCCUGGCCCUCAUCAUCCCGCCCCUCCUGGAGAUCGCCACCUACUACUCAGAGGGCAUGAGCCCCAUCACCAUCGUCAAGGACGCCCUGAUCAGCCUCCUGGGCUUCGUGGGCUUUGUGGUGGGGACGUGUGUGACCCUCUACGAGCUGAUCCAGCCCAGCAGCGCUCCCAUCUUCGUCAACUCCACCAGUGCCUUUGUAUAGCGGGCUGGGUGCGUUCCCUGCACCGGCCCACUCCGCCCUGUAUGUUCCCCAGCACCUGGCCCCAGAGCCUCAGGUAGGGUCCAGGCUCUGGGGAGAGGCAAGGUUGCCAUCCAUGUACCCUUACCUGGCACCUGGGUUCCCUGAGCCAGAUAGGGUUGAGGGCAGGUAGAGAGUCGGCAGCAGAUAUGUGGGAGGUACCUCUAGGGGCAGUGCCAUCUCUGUUCAUUUGUACUUACUUUAACCCGGAACUUUUCAACUCUUUUCCCUGAUCACGCCUUCCCCCCUUACUGCCUGCCCUUCUCCUUCUGACCCACCUCAUCCAAAUUAUUCCUGUUGCACAGCUCACUUUAUUUAAAAAUUUUAAUGUCUCUCACCUCAUGUGUUCUCCUCGCCCGGGCCAGGCCUAGAUGAUGUCAGUGGAAAUGCCCUUCUUUAUGCCCUUGCCGGGCCCAUCUCUUAUCUCUCUCCCAAAUAUUUUACCUCAAUAUUUUCCUACCUGUUCAAGUCUCCACCUCGUAGUGGAGCCUACCUAGUAGUUUAAAACCAGCUGCCCGAAGCUGGAGUUUUUAGCCUUUCCUGUCUCUGGCGUGCUGUCAUCCUCGGCGACACCUCCUCUUCUCCGGUUUCCUCGUGUGGGUCACGAUACUGUUAUGAUCUUAGUUGCUGGAACUCCUGGAAGGUAUCAAGUGCUGCCAAAGUUGAAAAUAUUUAUAUUUUAUUUAAAAUCAGCCUUUGUUUUUAGACUCCGUCUCUGGAUCUGGGACUGUUGUGAAUUGUUCCUUCUUCAGUAAACCCUUGCUCGGCUUCUCCCGCUGAGAAGAAGCUUAACGCAGGAGAUGUCUGCUUAGACCCUCCGCACCCUUGGCCAGGGACUCCAGAGAUUUUCAUCAGGAUCGUCAGAGUGUGGACCUUUGUGGGGCACCAUGGACCUUGCCUCCCGUUGACCAGCCAGAUUCCCUACUGAGAAGACAUGAAGGGCUCAGGAGAUGUUUGCCGGUGCACAAGGCCGAGGGGAAGGACGGCCACGUGGGGUGUGUUUCUCUCCAUAGGAGGCUUAGAAAAUGGCUGCGUUGUGCAUUCAGGCCUGUUUCCCAGCCUCAGCCCCUGACAGACAAGCGUCACGGCAACGUCCAGGAAGACACCCAGACUCUUGCCAUGGACAAGAAGACGAGGCCAGUGUGCCCAGAGCGUGUGAGAUUCAGUUCGUAGAGUUUGCAGCAGCUGGUCCGACACUACGAGUGGUGCUCAGUUGUUUACAAUCCCCAGAGGAUGAGGAGGAUGGGCAGAAACAGUGCCCCGCCCCAAGCUGCCUCCAGGACCUGGACUUCCAAUGGUUGGGGCUUCGGUCUCCUGUGUUCUAAACACUAAUCAUGCCCUUGUCUCUG